Molecule: messenger RNA, 354 nt
Organism: Fraxinus pennsylvanica
Lineage: Eukaryota; Viridiplantae; Streptophyta; Magnoliopsida; Lamiales; Oleaceae
Source: the annotation of a GenBank genome assembly
AUGAAGCAGUGGUUCGGGGACUUGAAUUUGAAUGUUGUUCUCAGAAUGGUUGCUGGGAAAAGAUAUUUUGGUGCAACUGCCGAUGGGGAUAAAAUAGAGGUAAGGCAAUGCCAGAAAGUAAUGAGGGAUUUCUCUCAUUUUGCAGGAUUUUUUAUUGUGGGUUAUAAUAUCCCUUAUCUUAAAUGGUUGGAUAUAGGUGGAUAUGAGAAAAAAAUGAAAGAAACUGGAAAAGAAAUGGUUAAAAUUGUUGAGAAAUGGUUGGAAGAGCACAAGCUUAAGGCAAAUUCUGGUUGUGAGCGGGAUUUCAUGGAUGUGAUGCUUUCAGCUGUAGAAGGCACAAACCUUCAAGAUUAA